Molecule: messenger RNA, 1539 nt
Organism: Owenia fusiformis
Lineage: Eukaryota; Metazoa; Annelida; Polychaeta; Sabellida; Oweniidae
Source: the annotation of a GenBank genome assembly
ACGAUUUAAAGGGGCAUUCAAGUCGAAAUAUCAAUAGGCAUUCAAAGUGUAAGACUUAUGGUAUUCGGCCAAAACUAAUUGAACAAAACAAGGUCCGGUGCACUCGUACUCUAUAAGCCUCUUAUAUUCACCUCUGUGGACCGGUUAUCCAGUGUUUUCGGAACAGUUUCCAAAAUGGCGUUCUCUCUGCAAGUUAUGCUCUUCUUCGUUGUUUUAGGAACAGCAUCUAUUAGAGGUUGUUUCCCUAGCAGUACACCCGGAGUUGGUGGGGGAGAGGUCGUGAUGCCAGAUGGCGAGAAAAUGAGCGAAAAGGACAUGGAUAAGACCUAUUUGUUUGCGGUAGAAGGGAACUGGUUCCCGUAUUCGUCUGUGGACAAAUACACUGGCAAAGCAGUUGGUAUGAUGUACGAAAUGAUAAAAGAUGUAUGUCACAUGUGUGACAUGAAAUGUGACACUGUCUUCCUUGGGGACAAUGCCGAGCGGUGCUAUGAUGCCAGUGACAUGUCAUCUCGAGGUUUGAAUGAUCGUCACUUCGAUGCUUGUGUUGGGUGGGGACGGACUAUUUCAAGGAUGAAUACAUUGAAUUUUACGAGGCCCUUCAUGACAGCUACUAUGGCAGCGUUGUACGCGCAUCCCGACUCUGGAAUCACUACGGUGGCCGAUAUCUUUCCAGCAAGUGUGGGGUUCAGAGCCGCAUAUUAUAUGGACGCGUUAUGUGCUCGGCGUAAUGCUUUCUUUGGUUCGGACACAUUAGAUCCAUCCAGUGUAGUCUACGUUGACGGAGACUGGACGACCGUCCUGGAGAAGCUUACCAACAGAGAGUUUGACGUGGCCCUCCUACCCGAAGGACGUGAUGGAACAGAUGGAUUGGUAAAAAUUACUGACUCGUUCGACUGCACACAUGGUGGAUUGGCAAUGAUGACCAGGAAGGACGUUGAUAUGUCGUGGUGGGACAAAUGCUUCAUGGACUACGCCAUGAGUGGAAUGCAGGAACAGCUAUGUAUGAACUAUGAUACAAAGAGGUGCAUAUUGAUGUAAGAAGCGAAAGAAGAAAUGCGUCACGAUAUAAAAAAAGCAUUGAAACUACUGACUCAAGAUAAAAAAGGUGAAUUCUACGUGAGGUUCGCCUCCAUUCCCCAUACGAAACAAUGGUGUUAUAUUCCAGAGGAUGGAAAAAUUACUGAAAAGGGCAACCGGGACGUUAUCUGGCGAAUUUCAUAACGUCUUAGUUGCAUUGUGUUAACGUCCAAUAACGACCCGGUUGCUGAAGUGGUGAAUUCUUACUCGAUUAAUGGAGCUGCUGGAUAUAUAUUUCCUCGUAACUGACUACAACUUUUCAGUAACCGGAUCCGAUGGAAGAAUUGACAUACUGGUGAAAUAUUUGGAUACAAAUUGACCUUGAGCUUGGUGAAAAUGAUGAAAAUAACAAUUUCCUCCGACGUUUAUACGUCUUUAUAACAGGUGUAAAAGGGUAGGAAGUUCUAUCAAAUUAUGGUCCUACUCUCCAUUGAUUUAUGUGGUGACCUAAAUACAACUCUU